Elgaria multicarinata webbii is the source of this 4767-nucleotide messenger RNA. RefSeq names its product NACHT, LRR and PYD domains-containing protein 3-like. NCBI's taxonomy places the organism in Eukaryota, Metazoa, Chordata, Lepidosauria, Squamata, Anguidae. Gene Ontology annotation, cellular component: cytoplasm. Bases 256 to 2937 code for a protein of 893 amino acids. The transcript has 11 exons. The record is from RefSeq and is a predicted model, not a curated record. Gene Ontology annotation, molecular function: protein binding.
AAUUUGUCCUGUCAUGGUAAUUCUGAAUUUUGACACCCCCAGAGAGAUCUUCAACAGCUCCACAGCAAUCCAGGGACGGUCACCGGAGCAGAGCUGAUGAAACAAGCUUCCUGAAGGUUGGCAAAGUUGAGAACUUUACCCAGGGAGCGGCCAGCCCUGCCAUUAGACAGAGUGGGACACAAGCCUCAGACAGCUGAUUUGUGGGGUGUCAUGAAAAGACUUUCCUGAGUGGCAUUGAAUUAGGGUUGCUCCAAAAUGUCUUCAAGUGUCAAAUGUACUGAAGAGGACAUCAAUGCCUUCGGAAAGCACCUCGAGAAUUUCUCACCAGGCAACCUAAGAAGGAUCACUGAGCACUUCCACCAAGACUUGAUUUAUGUCGUUGAAAAUGACGUUACUGUGGUGCUUCAGGGACUGGUGGCUGGGAGGGUCCUCACGGCUCGGGAAGCUCAGACUUAUGAAGACGUAAAGAAUCAGCAGGAUUCAACCAGAGCAGCGGAGAAGCUGGCUGAUGACUUUCUCUCGGGGAGCAUGAAGAUGGCUGUUGGGCUCUGGAAGUGUCUCUUUGCUCUGAGGAGCAAGUGGUCUCAUCCCAACCUUGAUGGGAUGGUGGAAGAAAUCCUCCAGAAUGGUCCAGCUCUGUUAGAAGAGAUUACCCUGAAUGAAUGUGGACGCACCCUUGACCCGGAAGUCAAAGUUUGGCAAGAGGAACAGAAAUCUCUUCUAUAUGAACAAACCAGACAUCUGAGAGAAGGCAGCAGAGAAGCACAACCCGAGGAGUCCUGUUUCCCCAUUGUCAGCCGCUACGUAGACCUAAAAAUGGUCUCGGAUAACAAGUUCAGGAAACGGAGCUAUCAGGAACAUGAGGCGCUGGCAGCUGCUGGUGAGCUGAAUGAGUUUCGCCUCCGCCACAAAAUACAGGUCGAUCUGGAGCGCAUCACGCCGGACCGGCUGUUCCGCUGGUGCUUUCGAUCACGCCGCACACCCCGUUCCGUGAUGUUGAGCGGGGUGGCCGGAGUGGGCAAGACGACCCUGGUGCAGAAGUUUGUCUUUGACUGGGUAGAGGGAAAACACUACCAAAAGUUUGCCUUCCUUUUCUUCUUCAAAUUCCGGGACCUCAACGCUGUGGAGAAAGGGGCCACCCUCGAAGGCCUGAUCCAGCAACAGUACCCCAAGAUGCAUGACAAAGUUGGGAAAAUCCUAGAGGACCCAGAGAAAUUGCUCUUCAUCUUUGAUGGCUUGGAUGAGAGCAAAGACAAUCUGGAUUUGAGUUCCUCAGACCUCUGUGUCCAGCCAGGAGAUGUGAAACCGGUUAACGUGAUUGUAGCCAGCUUGCUGAAACAGAAGCUUUUGAAGGGAUGUUCGGUUCUCCUGACCAGCCGCCCGAGCAGACUCGUCCAUUUGGAGACAGGAGUCCUCCACAGAGUGGCCACUAUUGUGGGCUUCCUCUCUCAGGAAAGAGUGAGGUACUUCUACAACUUCUUUGGAGAGGAUGCGGUUGCCCAAAAGGCCUUGGCCCAUGUGAGGGACAGCCAAGUUCUGUACACCCUCUGUUACAAUCCCUCCUACUGCUGGAUUACCUGCACUGCGUUGCAACCUUGCUUCACCUCCAAUUCUGGACAGCCACAUGCUCUUCCCAGCACUGUGACUCAACUCUUCAUAAGCUUUGUGAAGCAUAUGGUGGCCAACCACACCAGGGGGCUCUCUGGGGACACAAAUGUACGGGAGAUACUGAGAAGACUUGGCUCUUUGGCUGACUGGGCCCUUAACAACCGCAGUCUUGUUUUUGAUGAGAACGCAUUGGAGGUCUUCAUUGCGAUGGUGUGUCAUCUCCCUACGUGCUUCCUGGUGGAGAACUUCCAAGGUGACUCCUCAUCCUUCCCGGUCACCUAUUCCUUCGUUCACCUCACCGUUCAAGAGUUUUUUGCUGCCCUUGUUCAUUACUUGGAUGGCGAGGAGGACAAUUUUAAAGACACAAUGGAAAAAGCCAAAGGCAGCCAAGGUGGCGAAUAUGAAAUUUUUCUCCGCUUCCUGUCUGGCCUGUCUCAUCCCACUACUAGGGCACCCUUGGAAGAAAUUCUGGGAACGUUCUCGCCAGUGAUCACUCAAAAAGUCAUUGAUUUGAUCAUAAAGAUGGACUGUAAAACUCUCCUGAGUACAAGGAGCCAGGAUGGUAAAAGGAAAGCCCUGAAUUUCUUCAAUUUGCUUUUUGAGGCUCAAAACAGCCAACUUGUGCGCCAGGUGAUGGGAAAUGCUGCCCGUGUGGACUUCUCCGGACUGAUCCUCACGCCUGUCGAUUGUGACAUCCUUGCGUACGUCCUGAGCUGUUGCGAAGGAGUUGAGCUCCUAAACCUUGAUUCCUGCUAUGUCCAAACUGAGGGGUUGGAGAAGCUCAGUCCUGAGCUGCACAAAAUCAGAGAACUGAGCCUCUGCAGUAAUUAUCUGAAGGAUUCAGCAGUGAAGCACCUUGGUUCUGCCUUGAAGAAUCCAGAGUGCCAAAUGCAUAGACUGAGUUUGGCAAAGAAUGUGCUUACCGAAAAGUCCUGUGAAGAUCUGAGUCUGGUUCUCUUGCGGAAUCACAGCCUCUUAACCCUUGACCUGGCCGAGAACAAGAUGCGUGAUGAAGGCCUCUCCAUCUUGUUGGGAGUGUUCAGAAAUCCACAGUGCAAGAUACAGAAACUAGUCAUCCAGGAAAAUGCCUUGACAGAUGCAUCCUGCAAAAUACUAUGUUCUGCUCUUGCUGAAAACACCACCCUCACACAUCUGAACCUGAGUGGCAACCCUUUCACGGAUCGAUGCGCUAAUGAAAUGCGUAAUCUCAUCCUGACCUGUCGUUCUCUUAAAGAAAUCAGGCUGAGCCUAAGUGACAUCACUCCAGCGAUGGAAGGACAGCUGAAAAAACUUGAAAGUGACCGAGAAGACCUCAAGAUAAUAAUUUAAGCACUUUUUAUUGGAUCAUCCACCCAGCUCCACCCAUGAAGAGCCUUCUCUGUAGCGGCACCCCCUGUCCUGUCCAACUCUCUAAUGAUAGUGACAGUAGUGAAUUCUGGACUGUAAUGAACUGUGUUUGGGUUUAUGCUUGGAGGAGUGUGAGGUGCUUUCCAGAUGUUCAGUCUACACCUCCUAUUAUCCCUAAUAUUGGCCGUGCUGGCUGGGGUUGAUGGGAGUUGUGGAUCCAAGCAACUGGAGGCCCCCAGGUUGUUACCCCUGCUUAGAGUAUGGGGUGCUUCAGCAAGUGGGAGGGGGCACUGGACGGAGCAUGAAAUUGUGGCUGGGGGUGGGAGUUUGGCUGACUGACAGUUGGAAAGGGAUCAGCUGGUGGGAAUUUAGUUACGACAGCCUUCCCCAACCUGGUGUCCUCCAGAUGUUUUGGACCACAACCCCCAUCAGCUCCCCCAGCCAGGGAUGAUGGGAGCUGUAGUCCAAAAUAUAAAGUAGGCAUCAAACUCGAGAAUGUUGCUUUAAGAGAAAAACAGUUCUGAUUGCAUUUAUCCUGGAUAUCAGUUUACUGUGAAUUUUGUUUUGAUUGUUCCUGAAUUAAACACACACACACAAAACCUCCGUUAACACCGGGUAACUGUCAAUGAAACCUUCAGGGGGGGUUUCCACAAAUAUGCUAAUAGUAGUCUGUCGGCCUUGUGUUGUUGACAGGGAAACCUACAUUUAAAGACCGUUAUUUCCACUUCCACAGUGCCAUUGGCACAGUCAGGGUGCUUUCAAGCCAUUUUCCUUAUUGUGCAAUUUCCCUGGCCCAAAACAUUGGAUUUUAUUGGAGGGAUUUGUAACUUUCCAUGUUAUUCUUCUGCUUCUUCAGUCUUUUUUUUUCAUUCUAUUAAUUUUUUUUUUGUUAAGGAGAGAAUAAACAGGUAUUGUUCCCAGCUGACUUCCCUGACCCCCAGCUGGCUUAUCACUGCCCUUCCUAGCGUGUCCCCCCCCAGUCUCCCUAGUACCCACUGCUCUCUUUCGCCUCUCCCCCCCCCCCCAGCUUACCAGUCAGAAGUGACAGAAGUCCCUUUUUCUUGAUGGCUGGGGGCACACUCUAGAGGAAAACAUCGGCCUGCAGCCACCCACCAUCUUCAUUUCCUAAGAAUGGGCAUUUCCACAUGAGGCAUUUAUCAUGUGCUCAUCAUUCCCUACUCAUUGUUGUUUUACAGAGACUUGAGAUGAUGUCACAACCCUCUAGUUUCACUUCUGCCUCUAACCAGCACUUUUUUUUUUUAAAGCAAGGGAAAUGUGUCAUUUCAUUGUGAAAACAAAAGGGAGCAUGAUUUCCUCUUGUAUAAUUCCACUAUGCCACAGUGACACCUAGAGGCAUGAAAUAAAAGCAUGGCAAACUAUGCUCACCUGGCAGCAUCCAUUGCAACAGGCUGCAACUGAGGGAGAGAUGGGAAGCGAGGCUCAUUCCGUUGUCUCUGCUGACAGACCGGCUCCAUUGGACAACUCCAUUCCCUAAACUGUUUCCGUCCUGCUGGUCUUUAUAAGAACAAUUAUGAAACUUGAAGAACUGGUGCUUCCCUCUCCAUCCUUUUGGGUUCUGUCUUAUAAAUUAUGGAUGGGCAAAAGGUUUUGAACUCCAGAUGUUUUGAACUCCCAGAAGCCCUUGCUAACAGCCAGGGUCAGGAAUACCAGGAGUUGGAAGUCCAAAACAUCUAGAGAUCUACUUUUUGCCCAUCGCAUAUUUUAGAUUGUAAGCAUGUAUGCAGAGUCUGUAUUAUUUUUUGCUCUCUGGAAGGCAACUAAAUGCUUAAAAUAAACAAUAACAACAACCAA